This is a messenger RNA of Chara braunii, 2429 nucleotides long. The record is from the annotation of a GenBank genome assembly. NCBI's taxonomy places the organism in Eukaryota, Viridiplantae, Streptophyta, Charophyceae, Charales, Characeae.
GCAAUUGAUGGAACCCGCGAUUGCAUCGACUGUCAACGGUGGAGAGACAUGCGCCAUGGAGACGGAUGACAUUCUGAAGGGUUUUGCAGAUGACAGCAAGAAAGGGAAGUCGGCAGGAGGGAACAACGCAGACUGUGUAGAGGUGCUUGCGACAAUAUGUGCACAGACUGCAGAGAUGAGGGAUGAUGGUGAUGAAAUAGAGAAUGAUGCAGGAGGGAGCACUUGUGAGACGGAAACGGUCGGGGAAGAGAGAGAGGAGGGAGGUCUGGGAAGCAGGGAAUCUCUGACAGGGUGUAUUGUGAAAGAUGAAAAUGUGGUGAAGACAUCAGCAGGAGAAGAGUACUCAUAUGACAUCAAUUGGGUGCCGGGUCGUGUUCAACCGGGGCGAGUUCAGGUGAACGAUUUUUUGUACGACAGUUUUGAUUGCGGAAAGGCAUGGGUGAUUGGCGGAAACGACGCAACAGGGAGUACGGCGUGCCACGAGAGCGAUGCGAGGAGGGAUCCUAGGUGGGGUUGGGUGCCAUGUGUGAUCCCGAUUCCAUGUGGCCGUGUGAGGAUGAUGAUGCGUGAUGCCAUGAGAACUGUCUGGAGCACGCAUUAUGUGAAUGGCAACUUCUUCUUUAGGCACCUCGACAGGGAGGUCUCGGAAGACGAGAAGAAGGCAAUGGCAUGUAAUACCCACACUGCUGGCUGCUUUUUCCCGCCGCUUCGGAACCCUGUGGACUCGGAGGUGGUUGAAGGGAAAGUUUUCACAAGCAUUGUGGAGCAUUGGCAGUUCCUCGUGGUUCUGGCACGUGUCUCAAUUUUCAAUGUGAAUGUAAAGGACCACGUCCUGGUGGUUGAACACGCAAAGCGGUGCUGGGAGAAGAUAAGGGAGGAGGAGCGUCAGAUGGUGUGCGCGGGUUAUGACUCCAUGGCUGACCAGGAGAUGUGGUCCAUGGUUGAGGGGAGUUGCACUGCCCAAGAGCACGGCGACGGUGAGAACAGAUACAUGGCUCGCAUUCGCCGCAGGCACGGUUGCACGACCGUUCUUGGUUGGGUCCCGGUCGUAUGUCCCAUGACAUAUGAGCAUGGUGGAGACGUCACCAUGAGAUUCAGAGACCUGCUUGGUGUGCCUUUCCAUCUGACCUACUCAGAUGGACUCAUGCGAGACAUUCGGUAUAUGCCGGAGGAUGGCUUGUCAGGUUCAGCGCAGGCAGGCAAGAGGACAGAGAAACGUUCAGAAAUUUUCCGUUUGUCUGCUGAGGUGGAGGGCCCAUGUGGUCCUGGUCGCGUCGGGGGGUGCUCUGCAGCACAGGGUGACAUGGGCGGGCCGAGCGAUGUCGCGAUGUCGCAGAGCCCGUGGAAGAAGAAGAAGUGCACGCCGGGACCUCCACGUGGGCAGACGCCCGCAGGCAGAAAGAAGGUGAACCUAAAGGCGGUGCCAGGGAUCGGAGACACCACAGGUGCACGAACUCAGAUGACGGCGGUGCGUGCUUUGAUGGAGGUUGCCGAGGCGUACUUGGUCACCAAUUUCGAGAACACCAACGAGGUGGCCAUCCAUUCGAAGAGGGUGACGAUCCAGAGAGAAGAGGACGAAAGACAAACCGUACGCAUCAUGUCGAUGUCAUUAGCACAGGUGGAGGCUGCUCUUGCAGAGGUAAUGAAGUAUGCAAAGGAGGGCGUCCACUACAACGGUGACAGCGAGUUGUCUUUGAUUCAGGACAGGGUGCCAAGGUACUUCAUAGUCGCUGUGGAUAUGAGAUCCACAAUCAUGGCAAACGGCGAGGGCUAUGUCAAAGCACGAACACUCUUGCAACGCUUCAGAGAGUCACCAAAUGUACGUGUGGACAGCGAUGUGGAAGAUAGUGCAUACAGUCUAAAAGGAGUGGUCCGGUGGAUCUGCAGCGAAGGGAUGUGCGAAGAAGGAGACGUGGACAUGACAAUGCAGCAGACAGGGGGGACAUAUACACCUGCAAACUUGGGCAAGUUGCUGGGCACUGUCGCACGGAAUGGGGGAAUGCUGGUUGAUGGGUCGAAGGACGAGUUGAAGAGUGGUGCUGCAGAAAUAUUGGUGUUGUCCACAAUGAAGGACAUUACACAAACACCGCCAGAAGACUUUCAACAUGUUCAUGUCAUUGUCGCAGAUGGUGUGGAAUAUAUUCUGCUAGAUCAACUUGUGGACUUCAUGAAAAAGAGUGACGACGACAGGAACGUCAUCCAUGAGGCGUUGCACGUAGUGACAGAGUUUGCACUGCAGGGUCAAGAUCUGAUAGAAUUUGUGCCAGCAAUAACGGAAGACAACAUCAUAUCUGGCAAACCGUUGUGGGGGGAGUUGUUAUCAGCUGCUUUGGAGCGGCUCGGUCUUGCAAGUUGCGAUGUUGAGAGACGAAGAGAAAGAAAAUAAGGGUGGAAGGUGAUGGCCACGGAAACAAAUUUAGCAAUCAUUC